Molecule: messenger RNA, 2919 nt
Organism: Stylonychia lemnae
Lineage: Eukaryota; Ciliophora; Spirotrichea; Sporadotrichida; Oxytrichidae
Source: the annotation of a GenBank genome assembly
AUGCUGGGAUACAUACAUUAAUCAUAAAAUUCAAUGAAAUAGGGGAUCUUAUAUAUGGUGGUUAUAGGCAUGCUGGACCUAAAGUAUCUCCCAUUCUAGGCUUUUAUCAAUAGAAUUAAUGAUUAAUUAGCAGUUCAUUCAUUAGCAGUUAAAAAAACUAAUAUAUUUGCUGGAAUGUUCUCAUAAACAGAAUAAUAUGUUGUAAAAGUAAACCCUGUUGAUGCAAUAGAUCGUAAUAAUGAUGUUUAUACACUUUAAAAUGACUAAGCUUAGUCUAAUUAAAAAGCUAAAAUUCUAAAGAUAAAUAAUGCGUUGGACUCAUUUUAAUGGAGAAUUGAUCCCUACCGAAGUACCAAUGUGUAUCACCUUUAAGAAAUAUAAAAUGGUAAUUUAUUAAUGGCAUGCGGUAACGAAUACACCCCAUAGUAUUAUCUAUACAUUAAAUUCUACAAUCUUGAUGGAUCAUUAAAUACUCAUUACUAGUAUGAGCCUUCCAUAGGACAGACUUCAACGUUACUUUAAGGAGUAGGAUUAAUAAAUGUUGUCUACAAUAGUACUGAUUAAUCUUUGAUAGGAUGCUAUCGUAGUUUUUAAACAGAUUUUUUCGGUUACAUAAUUUAAGAAACUUCUGCUUUUCACAAUCUACAUACAAAUUAGAAUGUUGAAUAGAUGCUUUGUGUUGAUAUACAUUAAAAAGGAAAUAAAAUUUACACUGUGUAUCACACAUUUUCAAAAAGUUCAAUAGACUACUAUUCCACAUCUGAUUUGAUUUCAAGGCUCUAUUUCUUUGGAGAUGCGACUAUAAAUGGUAUAGCAUCAAGUUAUAUAUUUAAAAUGAGAUCUUAGGAAUAUUGCUAUAAUAUUAUUAAGUAAGAGACUAAUCUAACGCCAUUCAAUCUCGAUCUCCAAUUAUAUCAAAUAUUGCAGAAUGUUCCUACAACAACCACAACGACCACAACAACUACUACUCCUGCACCUAAUGGCAAUGUUGUUACCAUAACUACUACUACUUCAUAACCAGACAAUAAUUGGCCAAGUUCUUAUAAUUCAUAUUCUCAUGAUUCUAAUUCAUAUUCUCAUGAUUCCAAUUCAUAUUCUCACGAUUCUAAUUCAUAUGAUUCUAAUAAUGGUUUACGUAUCCUAGAUUAAACUGGAAUAAAUUCAGAGAAUGAUUAGGUGCUUCGUUAAGUACUCCUUCUUGAUGAUGAAGAAUUACUAUAAAUUUUGGAUUCAUAAAUAGAAAGAGAGCAGGAAGAUAUUGAUUCAGUCUAUAACUAAGAAAUGCUAAUAAAAAGCAUUAAAAAGAGGAGGUAACUCUAGGUUGUUGAUAUUCUAAACACAAAUCCAAUUUCUCCCCCUACAGAUAUUUCUACUCUAUUUUCAUUUGACAUAGAUCUAAGGUCAAUUUUAGUUGAAUUAAAUGCAACUCUUCUUGUAAAUUCACCAAAUAAAACAACUUGUAAUCGAAGAGGCGUAAAUGACUUGAGAUAUUUACCUAAUAUUCCUGAUAAGAGAGAUUUUAAUUGCUAUAGUGAACUUGAAAAUUGUACUGUUAGUAUGGGUUACUACUAAUUUGGAUAAUGUACAGAUGUACUUAAUCUUACCAUUCUAAUUUAAAAAUCAAAUUCCUAGUCUACUUUGCUAAAAAAUAAGACCUUUACCUUAUCUCCUUUACUAAUGGAUGAUGCUUUUAUAUAAACAAAUGUGUAGCAUUUAUCUUAGCAGAAUUACAGAAUAAGUGCCUUGAAUUAUGAUGGCUUUAAUGUUCUUGACCCAGCAAAGAACUUUACUCUUCCGAUGCAUACCUAUACUCCUAAUUGGUGCAAAUAUUACUCCUAACACCUAUAAGUUUCUAAAGCAAGUAAAAGGAAUUUAGUUAGUAUAUUCAUUCCGCAGAUUUUCCUUAUUCCAUCUAAAAAUUUGAUCUAAAUAGAAUGCUCUAAUAAUUCUCUAGCUGAUCAUUAUGAAUACUAUAUAAACUCAGACGUUUCUUAUGGUGGUUAUGUUCAUUAUCUAACACCUUACAAAGUAGAUAUUUAUAUUUUCCAAUAUAUAAAAUAUAAAAAUGGUUAUGACAGUCCUCCUUUUUUCAUUAAUAUGCCUACAAUGACCAUGAUUUAAGUUGGUGAUAAUUAGAUCUAUUAGCUUCCUGCAAUUUUCGAUAUUUAGAAUGACUUGUAUGACAUUAAAAUAGAUCUUGGAAAAGCUUCUCUUUUUACUAAAAUUAAAGACCUUACUAAUCUUGUGAUAAGUCCAAGUCUAUAUGAUAGGGGUAAAUAUGAUGUAAAGAUUAAGCUUAUUCAAAAAAAUUAGUAAUCGUUGUUCAACACUUAUUCUUUCAAAAUCUCAGUUUAUUCAGAUAAAGAUGAUAUUAAUUAUCUGGAAGAGAACAGACUAGACAAUUAUGAUAGAAUAAAAAGAUAAGUAAAGGAUUAGACUUUAAGGGCGAGAGUGCUCAAAAUAAAUCAAAUUGGAGAAGUUGUAAUAUUAUUUGACAAAAUCAUGGCUAUUCCUUAUAACUAUACUUAAGUGAUGAAUGAGAGUUUGAGUUUAAAAUUGGUAUAAGACAAUGUUGUAACUAAUGUCGACUAUAACAUCACCAAAUUCAAAGGCUAGAAGCUCUAUCUAAAACUCUUUUUUAGAGUUCAAAAAGAUAAAAUAUCUAUUAAAUAUGUAACUUUUGCAUGCUUAUUGAACUUUUAGUUGGAUCAAUUGAGAAUAAUGUUUAAGGAAAACAAAUACUACAUUGACAGCAAAAAUAUCUAUUCAAUUUUCUCAACUAUACAAGGUGCAACUAAAUAUUCAUUAUUGGCUAUUUUUGGAUCAAACAUAGCUAUCAAUAUAUUUAUGUACAAUAAUGAAAUCAUAUUAUUUUAAUAGGAGAUGUGGUCUCUCUUUUUUGUGGGGAAUGAUAGAUGA